Molecule: messenger RNA, 622 nt
Organism: Lymnaea stagnalis (great pond snail)
Lineage: Eukaryota; Metazoa; Mollusca; Gastropoda; Lymnaeidae
Source: the annotation of a GenBank genome assembly
ACCCAGGAUCCUCACCAGAUGACUGUCAUCACUAGCACUGUAGUGGAGCUGCUUUGGUUGGAAUUUAAAGACAUGAAAAUUCUUUGGGAGGUAGGAAUAUUUUAAAGCACAUUUGUAACAUGCAUCAACUCUGAACCAAACCCAGCCAAAAAAAAAAAAAACCUACUUAAAAACCCUGAAAAUAACCUAGUGGUAAUUGCAUUUUUAAUACUGUAUAGUUUUUUUUUGUGGAGAAUGAGGUAGCUGGCCUGUGGACCAAAUUUUAGAAAGGUCUGAACUGUUGUCCAUAACAGAAUGUAAAAGCAUGGUAGGCCUAAUGGGGACUACAAAAAUAUUUUGUAAAGCAUUAUUGUAACUAAUAACAAUACAUCUCUUAAUGUUUCAUUAGUGUCUAUUUAUCAAUUUAUAAAAUGUUUUUGUUGAUUAUUUUGAAAUUACUCAAAUAAUCUCCAUAUAUAUUUUUAAAUUUACACUGUGUGGCAUUAUGGUGUCAUAUUUACCAAAAUAGUUAACGAAUUUUAUUUUUUAAAGAAAAUCUACUUUAAAAUUAUUAUUGUUACAGAGAAACAAAGAAAUGAUGGAAUCAGCAGUUACUGCUCUUGGAAGUCUGCCCAACCUUAAU